CGAUCGUAGCAGGUUGGAUUUACCCCGUUUGUCACUGAGAAUAUAGCCUUGCCCAAUUUACGUUUUACAGUGAAAUAUUCACGUUGCUUCCACCUGUUCGUUUUUUCAGUGAACCUUGAAAGCAACAAAAAAUCACAGCGUUAGAUUGGUUGUGAUUCAUUUUCUAUAAUACAGCGUUACAUUGCUGACAUUUCUUACAUUAAACACGCGACGGUAAGGUAUGGCGUUUUUGAGAACGGUGCCGCGUUGCAGUGCCGGUAAAAAGCUAAGGAAGUGUCUACCACUUCCUGUCGGGUUUCUUGAGAACGUAACGAAGCCAUCGGUGCAGUUGGUGCAGGUGCACGAACGUGAUUACACUGGCACUACUCCUGACGUGAAGCCGGUUCCACGACAGAUUGAUCCUUUGGAUUUGAAGUUUAACGAUCCGACUGCAGCUUUUAAGAGUAAAACCACAAAAGAACUGCUCCGUGCUUACGUCGUUUAUCAACUAUGUUCAAUGGAGUAUAUCGCCGAGAACAAUAUGAAGCUGAUGAAAUUGGCCAAGCAGAUACUUGGCGAGAAACUUUUCACGAAGCUUAUGAAAGCUACAUUUUAUGGUCACUUUGUCGCUGGCGAAGAUGAGGUGCAGAUCACUCCUGUCCUGGACAGGUUGCGUCAAUUUGGAGUGAAACCCAUUCUUGAUUAUUCUGUCGAGGAGGAUAUCUCUCAGGAAGAGGCGGAACGACGAGAAAUACAGAGUUCCGUGUCAGAAGCUGGAGAUGAGAAGAGAGAAGGACCUCUGAAGAAGUACCAUGUAGCAAAACCGUUCGCCGAUCGACGAUACAAAGUAUCCUCAGCAAGAACGUACUUCUACCUUAAUGAAGCCAAUUGCGAACGAAACAUGGACAUAUUUAUUCGGUGCCUCGAGUCUGUAGCUGCUGCUUCAAUGGGUGUUGGCUUCACUGCUAUCAAAUUAACUGCCCUUGGCCGUCCACAGCUUUUGCUUCAAUUAUCGGAAGUAAUUAUGCGAGCCCGACAAUACAUGUCGGAUGUAGUUGGUGGUGAAGGUGCCGUCUUAACUCAUCACGCCAAGCCUGAUGACUUCAUGAAAAAAUUCGAGCAUGCACGUAUUGAAGACGUGGCGCAAGUGCAAAAGUUUCUUCAAAAGAUUCAAUCGGAUAAAGAGGGUGUCAUUCACUUGUUCCCAUGGAGUGGAAUUCUAGACGAGAACUACGAGCUCAGCGAAACGUUCCAAGUACCAGAUAUUAAAACGGGAAAGAUGGUGAGGCUUAUGUCGCAGCUCACAUCCAAAGAGGAAGAAAUGUUCAGGAACAUGAUAAGGCGUCUCAAUAAUAUCGUUACGGUGGCCGAUAAAUUAGACGUACGUAUAAUGAUAGAUGCCGAACAAACGUAUUUCCAACCUGCGAUUUCGCGGUUAACGUUGGAGAUGAUGCGCAAGUACAAUACACGUAAGGCCGUGGUGUUCAACACUUACCAGACAUACUUGCAAGAAGCUUAUAAUGAAGUGAAAACGGAUCUAGAACAGGCGGAACGUCAAAACUUCUACUUCGGUGCUAAACUUGUCCGUGGCGCGUACAUCGAACAGGAGAGGGCGAGAGCAGCGGCGAUGGGUUAUCCUGAUCCAACGAAUCCUACCUUUGACGCUACAACCGAAUCUUAUCAUAGAACUCUGAUGGAGUGCUUAAGGCGGAUGAAACAGUACAAAGACAAAGGGGAAGAUCCGAAGAAAAUAGGAAUUAUGGUUGCAUCCCAUAACGAGGACACAGUACGUUUUGCGAUUGAAAAAAUGAAGGAAAUAGGAAUCUCACCAGAGGAUAAAGUCAUCUGUUUUGGCCAGUUGUUGGGAAUGUGUGACUACAUAACAUUUCCAUUAGGUCAAUCUGGAUACUCAGCGUACAAAUAUAUUCCUUAUGGUCCAGUCAAAGAAGUAUUACCAUAUCUUUCUCGACGUGCACAAGAGAAUCGAGGUAUACUUAAGAAGAUUAAGAAAGAGAAACGUCUUUUGCUAUCCGAAAUUAUGAGGCGCUUCGUGAGUGGGCAGAUAUUCUACAAACCGAAGGGAAACUAUACUCCCGUCUGA
Molecule: messenger RNA, 2080 nt
Organism: Habropoda laboriosa
Lineage: Eukaryota; Metazoa; Arthropoda; Insecta; Hymenoptera; Apidae
Gene: slgA
Product: proline dehydrogenase 1, mitochondrial
Exons: 11
Coding region: 221-2080 (619 amino acids)
Cellular component (GO): mitochondrion
Molecular function (GO): proline dehydrogenase activity; FAD binding
Source: RefSeq, a predicted model, not a curated record